This is a messenger RNA of Cuscuta europaea, 463 nucleotides long. The record is from the annotation of a GenBank genome assembly. NCBI's taxonomy places the organism in Eukaryota, Viridiplantae, Streptophyta, Magnoliopsida, Solanales, Convolvulaceae.
CUCAACAUGAGGCAAAGAAGGUGGCUUGAGCUAGUGAAAGACUAUGAUUGUGAGAUCCUUUAUCAUCCGGGGAAAGCCAACAAGGUAGCAGAUGCACUUAGUAGGAAGUCUUCUGCAACAGUAAUGUCCAUGAUGGUAAUGGAUCCAAGGCUGAGGAAGGAAAUUGAAGAUUUUGAGUUGGAGAUUGUAGGUGGGCGACUAGCAACUAUGACAGUGACUCCAUCAAUAUUUGAGGACAUGGCUAUGAAGCAAGAACUUGAUCCCGAGUUAGUUAAGUUGAAGGAGUGCGUCAAGGAGGGAAAAUGUCCUGAGUUUCGUUUGGAUGAGAAUGGGAGAUUAUUACUCCAAAACAGGUUGUGCAUCCCGGACAUCGAGGGGUUGAGGAAGCAGAUUAUGAAGGAGGCUCAUGAGACACCAUUCACUAUGCAUCCUGGUUCGACCAAGAUGUACCACGACUUGAAGG